Molecule: messenger RNA, 1845 nt
Organism: Megalopta genalis
Lineage: Eukaryota; Metazoa; Arthropoda; Insecta; Hymenoptera; Halictidae
Gene: La
Product: La autoantigen-like
Biological process (GO): positive regulation of translation; tRNA processing
Cellular component (GO): cytoplasmic stress granule; nucleus; cytosol
Molecular function (GO): mRNA binding
Source: RefSeq, a predicted model, not a curated record
UUUGAAUCAUUUGUAACCUCUACUUCCGGUUCUCGUGAACGUACAGGCACGUGUGACUCAUGCUGUUUUGCGUUUAAUUGUUACAGAUAAAUAAGUUUGACUUUUCAUUUCAUAAACAAUAGAUGCAAUAAAAUUGCUUUAAACGUGUGCUCGAUAAAAAGACGGAAAAAUGGAAAACGGAAAGAAAGAAGUUAACUCUGAAACCGUGAAUGCCUCAAGCGAUGAGGUUAAAUGUGAGAAGCCGGUUUCUAACGUUGAAGAAAAUUCUAUAAAGGAUGAAAAAACUGAAGAACCUACCAGUGAACUCUUAACUAAUAUAAAGAAUGAAGACGAGAUUAAAUGCGAGGAGCCUGUUCCUAACGUUGAAGAAAAUUCUAUAAAGGUUGAAAAAACUGAAGAACCUACCAGUGAACUCUUAACUAACAUAAAGAAUGAAGACGAGGUUAAAUGCGAGGAGCCUGUUCCUAACGUUGAAGAAAAUUCUAUAACGGAUGAAAAAACUGAAGAGCCUUCCAGUGAACUCUUAACUAAAAUAAAGAGUCAAGUUGAGUUCUACUUUGGAGAUGUUAACAUGCAGAAAGAUAAGUUUCUCAUUGACCAAACAAAAUUGGAUAACGGUUGGAUACCAAUGUCUAUCAUGUUAAAUUUUAAAAUGUUAACCUCUAUGAGCAAGAAUUCUGAUACGAUACUGAAGGCAUUGGAGUCUAGUGAACUUAUAGAAAUAUCAGAGGACAGAAAAAAAAUUCGUCGCUCACCAAAACAUCCUUUACCUGUUUAUAAUGAAGAAUAUAGGAAAGCACAGGAAGCCCGAACAGUUUAUUUAAAAGGAUUUCCAUUAAAUGACACAAAUAUUGAGAAACUUAAAAACUUCUUUAGUGAUUUUGAACCAUUUGAAAAUAUUAUUAUGAGGAAAUAUUGCACUGCAGAUAAAAAGUUACGGUUUAAAGGAUCUAUCUUUGUACAGUUCAGGACACUGGAAGAUGCAAAAGCUUUUAUGGCUAGAGAAUUGAUUAAGUAUGGAAAUACUGAAUUAAUUAAAAAAUGGUCAGUUGAUUAUGCCAUAGGAAAGGCAAAAGAAAAGGAAGACAAAAGACAGAAAAGAUCUGAACAUAAAGCAAAGAAAAAUGACACUGGGAAAGAAAAGAUGGAUGAAGAUAGUGGAGAGGAAAAUGAGAAAGAAACAACUUUACCUAAGGGUUGUGUAAUUCACUUUUCCGAUGUACCUGAAAAAUGCAAAAGAGAAGAUAUCAAGGAACGUUUAGGCGAACUUCAAGCCAGCGUUGCGUUUGUCGAUUUUAGAAUGGGUGAUAAGCAGGGUUGGGUUCGCCUACAAGGAGAGAAUUCUGCAAAGACUUUAGUUGAUAAAAUGAAAAAUAAUAGAGUAUUGAUCAACAAAAAAGAAGUUGUGUGCCGGAUUCUUGAAGGUGAAGAAGAAGAGGAAUACUUAGCAAAAGCAAAAGAAAAAAUGACGAUGCUAAGGCAACAAAAGUCUUAUAAUAAAGGAAAACGGGCAGGCAAGAAGGGUCGUAAUGCACAAAGAGGUCUAAGGAAGAGGCGUAAUAGCGAUACCAACGACGGAGUUCCCACUAAAAAAGCAGCUGUCGAGUAAAUGAAAGAAUCUAAUUAAUAACAAGCCAAACAAAUUCCACACUCUUAGCUAUGUAUAUUAAUCUUAUUUUUGUUAUGUGGACGUACACAGAGAUAUCUGUAUAGAUUUUAAAAGAUAGAUGUUACACAGCGACAAACUCAAAGUAGGCUUCUACUUUAUGCGCAUAUUUUUUGUUAUAUGUGAGUAGUGUUUAUAUUAUUUAAACGAUGAAAAUACGACAUUCUUAUAUUUUUAAA